AUGUCAAUCCUCUGGAACGUGUACUACCUCACUUUCCUGGAGCGUAUGCCACCACGGUUACUCAACCUCCUAUGGGUGUUCCUAUCGACAGAAAUCCAGCAUUUGGACUACAAUGGGUUUCAACAACCACAGCAGACGUACUCCAGACUGCAGAACCGGUGGGGAAUUAGAACCAAUCAGACAAAGAAAAGUCUUUGGGCAUCACUACAAGACAUCAAGGAUCUCGGAGUGAUUGAUGAAGUUGAUAGUUUCUGGGCUGUCGAUGCCAAGAUAGAUCUACUACUGGCCACACGACGAUCAGUGGGGGCAGAACUCAUCCGCGCCCAACAGGAGAUGGACCAGUGUAGGGCUCGACUUCGAGCGGCCAACCUGGAGGAAUGA
Molecule: messenger RNA, 381 nt
Organism: Fibroporia radiculosa
Lineage: Eukaryota; Fungi; Basidiomycota; Agaricomycetes; Polyporales; Fibroporiaceae
Exons: 2
Coding region: 1-381 (126 amino acids)
Source: RefSeq, a predicted model, not a curated record